AUGUCCAGGCACGAGAAGGAGCAAAAGACUAUCGCCGCCAGGACGGCCUGUCUCAACGAUCUGAUACUUGGUCGUACGAAUGGCGAUGGCGGUUUUGCUGGAAAGGACUCUGCUGGAGGAAAUGAUAUAAAUCUCGAGGUGGCCCUCAGCCGGGAGGGACUGCUAGAUUCGCUGAUUGUACUCUAUGACGAAUGCAGCAAAGAUGCGAUUAAGAAAAAGGAUAAAAACAUUGCUGAAUUUGUUAGCAAAUAUCGUCCAAUCAUCCAGGAAACUCGAACAAAACGAACAAAUGUUAACGAUUUUGACGUCAAAUGUCUCAUUGGCAAGGGGUAUUUUGGUGAGGUGCAUCUGGUUGUCGAACGACAAACCGGUGAGUUGUACGCGAUGAAGAAGAUGUGCAAAGAAACUGUGUCCUCGGCACAGGUACGUGCAGAACGUGACAUAAUGGCCAUUAGGCGUUCCGAGUGGAUUACGCCGCUGCAGUACGCCUUCCAGGAUUCAAGUAGCCUCUAUUUGGUCAUGGAGUUUCUUCCCGGAGGGGAUUUGCUGAGCCUUAUGAUACGCGUUGGAGUGUUCGAUGAGGAGCUUGUCCAGUUCUAUCUAGCUGAGUUGGCGACUGCACUAAAUAGUCUGCAUUCGUUGGGUUACGUGCAUCGCGACAUUAAGCCCGAAAAUAUUUUGCUUGAUCGCUUUGGUCACCUGAAGCUGGCCGAUUUCGGUAAUGCGACAGCAAUCAAUAACGAUGGAAGCGUGACGAGCCCGAUGCCGGUCGGAACUCCCGAUUAUAUCGCCCCAGAGUUGUUGCAGACCUUGUCCACCGUGGGCCGUGCAGCGAAUGGUGCGAAACACGAUGUAACGUGUGAUUUUUGGUCGAUGGGAAUUAUUGGCUAUGAGUUUGUCGCGGAGCAAACACCUUUUCAUGGGGACAAUGUGAAUGAAACAUAUUCCAAAAUUCUGUCGCAUUGCGAGGGUCGGCAUAGCAAAAAACUAGUUUAUCCUACACACGUAUCCAUCACGGCGAAUUACCGUGAUCUGCUUGAUCGGCUUGUAACCAACGUUUCGAAUCGCAUGUCGUACGUCGAAAUAGUACGACAUCCCUUCUUUGGGGACUUAAAUUGGGAUCGAUUGCGGUACAUGAUUCCUCCAAUUAUACCGACCGUAAGCAGCGAUGGUGAUACGUCCAACUUUGACGAUGUAGAUAAAACUGGAAAACGCAAAGCGAUGCUCGGCAGAAAGCCAACCUACAAUAUCGUACGAAUGAACGAAUUUUCCGGUCACGAUCUUCCAUUUUUGGGGUACAGUUACGUAUAUGAAGAUCCCGAUGUUGCCGGAAAGUAUCGCGAUACGGACGAGCACAUGAAGGUGGCCAGGCUAACAGCUAAAGUAAAGGAACAGGAUAGACGAUUAAAGGAACACAGUGGAGAAAUUCAUCGACUGCAGAAAGAUGUACUCGAGCGCGAUCGCAAAAUCGUUACGAUGACGGCACACAGUAAGAUACUGGAUGAAACGAAAAAAGAGCUCGAGAGUAUGAAAGAGCUUUUGAAGGAGAAAACGGCAGAACUCGCCGCUACCCGUACUGAUAAUAAGACCCUUCGCAACAGCUUAAAAAUCGAAAAGGAACAGCGGCUCAAGAAUGAUGCCACAAUCGCUGAUGUCGUGAAACAGACAUACAAAAAAUGGGAGAAGGUUAAGCAGGCUUCGGACCAAGGUUAUGAACGGCAGUUGGCGGAGAACAAGACUGAAAUGGCUGCGGCAAACGAAAAGCUGCACGAAGUAACGACUGAGUUGAUGGGCCGGUUAGAGGAAUGUCAGCAUUUACAGACUGCGGUAGAGAACUACAAACAUUUGCUGAAAAAAUCCAAGGAGAAGUUGAAGGCAGACAAGGAGAGUUUGGAUCGCAACCAGCAAGAGUUAAUGGCUGCGUACGAUGCAAAAAUUGCUGAGUUGAAGAGCAAGUGGAAGGUGGAAAAAGACAAACGUGUCGGUCUGGAGGCAGAGAUUCGCGAAUUAAGAGACAAACUGCAGGAGCAAGAAUCGAGUGUGAAGUUUGUCGAGGAUACGAAGCAAAAGCUUGUGGAAAACAUCAAACGGCGCAUGACAAUGCAACUGGAGGAAAAUAAUAUGUUGCGUGAAGCCAAGCAGUUCUCCGACAAAAUGAGUGAAGAAAUGCAAAAGAAAUGCGACGAUUUACGCAGCGAGAUAAGUAAAUUGCAGGAGCAAACCAUCGUCACAGUGGCGAAUACCAGCCUGGACAGUAGCCGCCGAAGCUCUUUGGUAUAUGAACAGGAGUUUAGAAGUGCCAAUUCGAGCCUGCAGGACAUGACGACUGUCGUAAUGGGUUCAAAUGCUGAGGCACAACUACGCAGUGAAUUAAUUCGCGCAAGGGAAAACGAGAGUGAGCAACGCAAACGUGCCGAUGCUCUUGAACAAGCUGUCGGGCGGCUAGAAAAGGACAUCGAUCAAUUGAAAGCAAGCGGCGUGGGAUCUUCGGGUGCUGAAACGCUACUCGAAAAGCAAAACGAACGGCUUGAAGAUAAACUGUCCGCCAUCCGGGAGCAGGCAAUACUGGACAAACAGUCUGCUCGUAGCGCUAAUCUUUCCGUUUGGAAGCUGGAAAAGGAACUAGACGAGCUUCGGAAGGAGAAGAGCAUUCUGACGCGCCGUAUCGAACUAGCAGACGAGCGUGUAACCCGUGUCCGUCACGACAAGGAAGAAUUAGAGUUCAAGAUGAAGCAGCAGCGUGAAACGGUUACUAACAAGGACAAGCAGAUCGAGGAUCUUCGGACGGAUAUGAACGCGCUCAAGAAUGAGUUACGAAAGGAGCGUGAGCUGUGGAGUAGCUCAGAAAAGGACCGGUUGGCGGAGAAAACGGAGCUGAUAGAAUGCGUUGCGAAAAUUCAGAUGCUGGAAGAAAAGUUGAAGGAAGGCCAACAAAAGCAGCAGCAACUGAGCGAUCGAGUAAGGCUGUUGACAGUGGAGAACGGAGAGUUAACAAAGGAAUUACGAGAAGCACAUGAUGAGCUGUCAGACGCCGCGGAGACGAAUGAAGAGCAAGAGAAACGAUUGGCCGCUGUAACCAAAAACUUUAACAUGCUGAAGGGGGCAUGCAGCAUUACGGAGACUCAGCUGACCGAGAUGGAAAUAUUGCUUGAGAAAGAAUCAAAACGCAACAAGGAGUGUAGCGAACAGAUGGAAAUCCUCAGAAAGCGGCUUAGCGAGAAGGAUACCGACCUGGAACGCUACCGACAAGAACUACAUGAAGAGCGAUCCGGUAAGACUCUAAGCGAAUCUAGAACGAACCAUCUACUGGGCGAGUACGAGGAGCUACGCAAGAAGUUCGAAGAUCUGCAACGACAGAUGCUCGAACAGGAGCAGAAGCUGAUAGACAAGACGAACCAUCUGUUCGAGGUGCAGGAACGCAUCGAGUUACUUAAUCAUGAUGCCGAAAAUCUGCAAAAGGUAGUCGCAAACUACGAACAGGAGCACUUCAUUUUGAAGGAGGAAAACGCCCGCAUCCUGACUGAUCUUUUCUUAGCAAAGGAACACAUUACACAGUUGAGUAACGAGAAGCGCGAUCAGCAGAAUCUUAUCGAGCAACUGACCGGAGAGUUGGAACAUGUGAAACGGGUGCUACAGGAACAGAAAACAUUUUACACUGAACGGGACAUAAAAAGCGAGGCGACGCUAGCGCAACACAAGAAGUUAAUUGACUAUCUGCAAGCGAAAGUGGAGGAAUGUAAUGCACACAGAAAGAAGAAAACGUUGGCAGGACUGAUCUUCGGCACGUCUUCAUCGUCAUGCGACCGGAAGGAGAAUAUUGUGCCCAACGUAGGCACUGCGAACGGAAGUAAUGCCCCUCCGGUUGAGGCGACCGUCAGCUAUCGGAAGCUACAGGCCGAGCUUCAAAAGGAGCGUACUCGAACGAACCAGUUAAAGGAGCAGCUGUUACGGGCCAAAACGGAUUUGAUAGCCGCUGCCAAGUGCAACUCGGCAUCGAUGCCACGGAAGCAACAAAAGGAAGACGAAAACUUGGAGGUUGAAAGGAGCUAUCGUGAAGAAGCUCUCGCGACACUCGAACGUUCAAGGAAAGAAUCGCGGGCUGAAGAACCGCAGCAGCGACGCACGACUUCUGCCUCGGCAAAACGAUCAACGUCUGCGGUCGGUAGAGCGCAUACCUUCGAUAUGACUAUUGAAAGUUCGUCCUCAGCUUUGAAACAACCGGCAAUAUUGUGCGCUGUUUGUGAUCGGCUAAUUUUGGCUGGCCAUCCGUACUGGAAGUGUACGGAUUGUAAAACUACCGUACAUCGGAAAUGCCGCGCGUCGGUUUCCGGAAGCUGCGGCGAGGCCCGUAAGAGCGGUGCCGGUGUCGAGUCUGUUGAAAAAGCAAACGAAUCUUUGGAUGAUUUCGCGGAGGAAUUGGGAACUGCGGAUGAUGAGGAUGAGGGAGAUACUGAUGUCGAUUCGAUUGGUAGGAUGCAGCGUAAGAGCCCAGCGUUUUCGAUGACCAGCGCGGAGGAAAAGGCUGAAGAGGACCGCUACGUAGGAGACUUGCUGUUCAAGACGAAGCGGCUCGAACCGAAACUGUACGUUAACGAUAUCUAUGAAGUCAGCGAGAAGGCUGUUCUGCUGGGCUGCGACACGGGUCUUUAUUCGUACCACAUGGAUACGGGUGAGGUCGUACAUAUUCGAGGCAUCUGCAAUGUGCGAUCGUUUGCCGUUUCGCCCCAAAUCCCUAAGGCAAUACUGAUCGGGUCGGAAGGAGAAUACCUGUACCAGUGCGACGUCCGUCACUUACAAAGCCGCGCCCAUGCGUCAUCCUGCCUGCAGCCAAAGCUGGAAUCUUUUGUCUUAGAUCUGUCCAUCGCCAACCGUACCCACAGUGAACCUUGGCACAUUGUGCGCAUGAUGGAGGAUAUACCGUCGGGUGGAAAAAUUUCUGAUGCAAUUGCCAUUGCGGCUACGUCGUCCAGGAUUGUGAUUCUCAAGUUCGACGGGCAAGCGGGAAGAUUUAAACCGGUCCGCGGUCUGGACACCGUCCUCCCAGUGUCGACAGUCCUAUUCACCAAGAACACCGCUAUCGUCGGCUCGGACAAAUUCUUCGAAAUUGACCUGCGUACGUUCGCGGCAGAAGAGUUUUUGGACAUGUCUGACAAGACGUUGAGCGAAGUUCGGACCUGUGCCCCAUUGGCUGCCUUCCGCAUCAACAGUCAGGAGUAUUUACUGUGUUACCGGGAGGUUGGCAUCUUUGUCGAUGAUUCAGGAUGGCGAUCGCGUCCGGAUAAUUUAAAUUGGUUGCAGGAUCCGGUGGAGUUUUACUACCGUGAGUCGUGUCUGUUCAUAGCGCACGCGGACUGCGUGCAGGUGAUGUACAUUAGCAAGUCCUACACCAAGGAUCUGGCAUGUCGGCAGUCCCACACGGAUGACGAGCGACGGGCGUUCGUUAGCUUGCGCGAAUCACCGCGUCUGCUGGCUCCUCUACAGUAUACUAAGACAUCGAUUUACGUGGCUUGUGAAUGUGGACCUGAUCGCGAACAGGAGAUAGUGCUGCUCGACGGGUUAAAGGCGCUGCGAACGGUUGGAUUCAGUCGGUCACUCGAAACGCUAUCCAGCCUCGCGACGGGUGUCGGUCAAAGUCAGGAUUCGCUAGCCACUUUAGGGCAAGGUGUGUAA
This is a messenger RNA of Anopheles nili, 5670 nucleotides long. It is a transcript of the gene sti, whose product is annotated as citron rho-interacting kinase. Gene Ontology annotation, biological process: actomyosin structure organization; peptidyl-threonine phosphorylation. Gene Ontology annotation, cellular component: actin cytoskeleton; cytoplasm. NCBI's taxonomy places the organism in Eukaryota, Metazoa, Arthropoda, Insecta, Diptera, Culicidae. The record is from RefSeq and is a predicted model, not a curated record. The transcript is spliced from 5 exons. The coding region runs from base 1 to 5670 and encodes 1889 amino acids. Gene Ontology annotation, molecular function: protein serine/threonine kinase activity; ATP binding.